AUGGCCCUUGAAGACCAGGUUGACCCACUAGCAGCCGUCGCCUCAGAGGCCAAGGUAUCCAAACCGGCAAAGCCAAACCCCACACUCAAGCCCAAGCCUGGUAAGGAAAUCUCGCGGCCCAAGUUCGAGCCGACCUACCUUCCUCACGACGCGACCACCCCCCUAUCAGCACCAGGCUGGGUCGUCCCUCUCUCGGCCCCGGCGUAUUUCCCCCUCGACCUCUUCCACUCCGUCCUCCAGGAGCAGUCGUUGCAUCCCGAGCAGAACUCGAGUCUCAUUCUGCGCGCCGAGAAGCUUCCUGGCAUCCCGGCCACGGAUGCGGUGGACGACGCAUUGGCAGCGCACAUCGGUGUGGAUCCCGUGCCGAUCGAGAGACUACGUGUCCGCUUUGUGCCACGACAGGUGCACCGCGACGCCAGACUCUGCCAGCGCAAUGCAGCGUACUCAUCCGACGACGGGCGGCUCGGUUUUGUCGUCAAGACGCCCGAAGUGAUCUCGGCAGCUGAAAUGCCAUACUACCACCCGCCAGUGAGGCAGUUAGGGUUCAUGUGGAAAGCCGACGAGACCGGCGAACCUCAAGAAGGGGAUGGUCCUCGCGUUUACGGUCGCAUCUACAUUGGAUACCUCCCAUUCGAGGACUCGCCGACGCCUGCAGGCGACGUCUUAGGCCCUCCGCCGAAACCUCAGCGGAAGCGCUCUCCCCUCGCCGGGCCGUCAUCCGCCACUGAGGUCGUCGCACCGCCCGCCACUGUCCUUGAAGACGACACACCCGAGGGUCGCGAAGAGGCCCGCGUAGCAGCCGAGCGCCGCCUCCAGCGCACCUGCCUGCAUCUCCUCGAGAAGCUGCACAAGCACGGCCAUGGUACCGCGCACGGCUACGUCAAGCGCGUGCACCACGACGUCGUUGUAUCGCGUGAGCCGUUCCAGGACCUCUACCAGGCCCUCAAGGAGCGGCACAAGCAGCUGGACAGCCGUGUACCCCAGCCGUGGAGCACAAAGGUUGAGGACGUCAAGCGACACGUGUGGAAGAGUGUGCGAGACGGAGGCUCACCCGACGACCGUUUGUUGCCAAACAACAUUGCAACUUGGGGAUCACAGGACAUUGCUAUCGCCGCCUUUCUCAUGCUGCUCUGGCGCGACAUUUACCCUCCGCGAGAGGGAAGCGAGGUGGGCAUGGAGUGGGACAAGUGGGGUCGCCCACCAGGGGGCUUUGUUGAUCUCGGAUGCGGCAACGGACUUCUGGUGCACAUUCUAGUAUCCGAGGGAUACGCUGGGCGAGGGUACGAGCUGCGGCAACGUCGCACCUGGCCGCAGUACCCCGAGGCAACGCGGUGUGCGCUCGUCGAACUUCCCAUCGAUAUGCCGUCAUUGUUCCCAAGUACGAUCGGGGAAUGGGAAGCAGGCGCGUGGCCGGGUCGCGGAGCGAAUGUCAUCCCCGACGACUCAUUCCUUCUCGGCAACCACGCCGACGAGCUUACGCCGUGGAUCCCUCUCCUCUCGCUCCUCCCUGCCAAGCCGAUCCCUUUCCUCUCGCUCCCAUGCUGCCUGCACACGCUUGAUGACAAGUUCACGUCCAACGAGUUCAACCCACCGGCGCACGCGCACACUCCCGAGGGUGGCUUUGAGGCCGGCCUUGACCCCGGUGCGAGCCGGUACAAGGCGUAUGUCAUGUGGCUUGGGUGGUGGGGCCUUCAGUGCGGUUGGAAGUGGGAGAAGGAGAGCCUGCGCAUCCCGUCCACGCGUGGGUGGGGCAUCGUCGCACGCAGUCGCUGGACAAAGGAUGCCGCCGAGGACCGUGCGUGCCGCCAGUGGGCUCUUGACCAAGUGCUCGGUGUGCGCGGCCGUGGUGAGUUCAAGGUGCGCGCCAAGGAGGGCAAGGAGCACUAG
Cutaneotrichosporon cavernicola is the source of this 1887-nucleotide messenger RNA. RefSeq lists its product as uncharacterized. The record is from RefSeq and is a predicted model, not a curated record. Gene Ontology annotation, biological process: tRNA methylation. The transcript is spliced from 5 exons. Gene Ontology annotation, molecular function: tRNA (uridine) methyltransferase activity. The coding region runs from base 1 to 1887 and encodes 628 amino acids. Lineage: Eukaryota; Fungi; Basidiomycota; Tremellomycetes; Trichosporonales; Trichosporonaceae.